CCAAGCAUCAGAUAGUACGUCUCCUCUUUGGUACUCGAUAAGGAGAGCUUCGGCACACAUCAUUAUCAUGUCUUCUUACUCUGCUUACGGUAAAUACACGCCUCAAUACAAAUGGGUCACAAACGAGCUACCCAAAGUUAACCGGAGUGAGACACCAUGGCUCAUUGUACUCAUGCAUUCUCCAAUUACAAAGUUGAUGUUGUCUUUGCUGGUCAUGUUCAUGCCUAUGAACGAUCCGAACGUGUAUCCAAUAUUGAAUACAAUGUUGUGAAUGGGUUGUGCACUCCAGUAAGUGACCACUCUGCUCCCAUUUACAUCACCAUUGGAGAUGGAGGAAAUCAAGAAGGAUUGGCAACCGAGAUGACAGAACCACAACCGAGGUACUCAGCUUAUCGAGAAGCCAGCUUUGGUCACGGCAUUUUUGAUAUUAAGAACAAGACUCAUGCUUAUUUCAGUUGGCAUCGAAAUCAAGAUGAAUAUGCUGUCGAAGCUGACUCUUUAUGGUUUCACAACAGAUACUGGAAAUUAUCAUCAGAACCCUCUGUAGCUGCAUUAUAGUAAGAGAAUUAUUCCUUUAGCAUUGUUCUCUAAGAUUAGAACCCGUCCACUCCAAUUAUAUACAUCCUAUGCAAUUUUUAUCCACUCUCAUUGUUUAUUGUCUUAUCGCUUAUUGGGCCAUGCACAUGGAUAUAAAGA
Ilex paraguariensis (yerba mate) is the source of this 696-nucleotide messenger RNA. The record is from the annotation of a GenBank genome assembly. Lineage: Eukaryota; Viridiplantae; Streptophyta; Magnoliopsida; Aquifoliales; Aquifoliaceae.